AUGUGGGUUGACGCCGAUCCUCAGUACUUACUGCGGCAGAGUACGCGGCCUGGACGAAUGCAUUGGGCUAAUAUGCUACUUGUGUGUCUUAUAGCCGCAAUCCUGUGUACCUUGUAUCUCGCUUGCUUCCAGUAUCGUCGCUGCUGUUGUCAAGAAGAACACAGAAGGGAGAUGGCACGCGUGCCUAGCGCGACUAGUAUGAUCAGCGACAUGGAGGAACCGCUGCUUAAAGCAUCAGAUUUCAAUGAGCAAUCGCUGACAAUCGAGUCCGAUUCUGUAGCUCUUUACCAGCCUUCUGCGCCACCCUUCAGUUUGGACAUUUAG
Plasmopara halstedii is the source of this 324-nucleotide messenger RNA. RefSeq lists its product as uncharacterized. The coding region runs from base 1 to 324 and encodes 107 amino acids. The transcript has a single exon. Lineage: Eukaryota; Oomycota; Peronosporomycetes; Peronosporales; Peronosporaceae. The record is from RefSeq and is a predicted model, not a curated record.